This is a messenger RNA of Brassica oleracea var. oleracea, 693 nucleotides long. RefSeq names its product protein LURP-one-related 11-like. The record is from RefSeq and is a predicted model, not a curated record. The transcript has 2 exons. NCBI's taxonomy places the organism in Eukaryota, Viridiplantae, Streptophyta, Magnoliopsida, Brassicales, Brassicaceae. Bases 1 to 693 code for a protein of 230 amino acids.
AUGCAAAUAUCUCGACAACCUUACGAAACAAAACCUUGGCAGAAUCGUAUCUGUCCAAAGGAAACUAUGGUGAAGAUUCAUCCCGACCAUACGACCUCCGGGGCCGGAGACAUAACAAGUUCGCCGUACUUGACAACGGAGAAAGAGAGUUUCACGAUUUGGAUGAAGUCGUUGGUGUUUAAUACAAAUGGCUGCACCGUCUUCGAUUAUAAAGGAAACAUAAUAUAUCGUGUCGAUAAUUAUAACUCUAAGAGCUGCCGUGAAGUUUACCUCAUGGAUUUACAUGGUCAUGUCUUGUUUACCUUACGUAGCCAGAAAUUUGGAUUAUUCAAGACUUGGGAAGGAUAUAGAUCACCAUCGGGGACAUCUGAUUCAACAACAAACUCAGAAUAUUUUCGAGUGAAAAGUAAUAUUUUUCAGGUUCCGAGUAAAGAUUCAUAUUCUUCUUAUAGAGUUCUAACGGGAUCGUGUAGAAAGAAUGAACAAUAUCAUUAUAAGAUAGUAACUCGGGGAUCAAGUUUAGGAAUCGAGGACAUUUGUGGAAGAGUUGUGGCAGAAGUGAAGAGAAAACAAUCGAGGAAAGGUUUGGAGUUUGGAGACGAUGUUUUGACGAUGGUGGUGGAGUCACAGGUUGAUCACUCUUUCAUCAUUGGACUUGUUUUAACUCAUAGGCUUAUCAAUCGUAAACUGUAA